Molecule: messenger RNA, 420 nt
Organism: Mitosporidium daphniae
Lineage: Eukaryota; Fungi; Microsporidia
Product: subunit beta of proteasome
Exons: 2
Coding region: 1-420 (139 amino acids)
Source: RefSeq, a predicted model, not a curated record
AUGGCCACUUUCACCGAAAAUUGGGGACAAUCACUGCCUUCAUCAGGCUCUUCUUAUGACGUAUGCCAAAAUGCCUUGAACUCCAAUGUUAAUCGCACCAAUAGAAAAAUAAUAACGCACACACAGUCUCCAAUUGUAACCGGAACAUCUGUGCUGGGAAUCGUCUAUUCAGAUGGAAUUUUAUUGGCUGCCGACACUCUUGACUUACUUGGUGGCAAAUUUGAGAGCGACUCGAUUGCAACUGGCUUUGGGGCCCAUUUGGCCCAGCCAAUUCUUCGUCGCACCAUUGAGGAAAAGUCCGGCGGCGCAAAGGAGCUUUCCUUCGAAGAGGCAAAAUCGGCAAUCGACACCUGCAUGCGUGUCCUAUAUUAUCGCGAUGCUCGCUCUUUGAAUAAGGUUUGGCUGCCUUUCUCAAAUUAG